CAAAAAAAAAAAAAAAAAAAAAUCGAAAAAAUUGAAAGAAAUAUCCGCAAAAACUCUUUUAUAUUUUCAUUUUUAAAUCUUCGUUUUAUUUCCGCCGGGUUCUCCGUUGAUCCCUCUAUAAUCCACUAAUUAAAUCUCAUUCAUAUUUUUGUAGUUAGAUGGAGACUGAGAAAUGUGAUACUGCUUCUGAAGUUAAUGGCCCUGCUACAAGUGCAUUGGAUGAAAAUGGUUUGAAGCGUGAUGAUUCUACAACAAAUAGGGUUGUUUGUGAAGCAAGUGUAAAUAGUAAAGGCAAUGGAGUUAACAGAUUGAGUGAGGUUGUUAGGAACUUGCAUAGUGUCCCAUAUAUAUAUAGACAAGAUGUUGUGAGAAGUAAUAAGAGUCGUGCGACUGGGAUUGUGAGUGAAGUUGCUGGUGACUCGGAUUCAGAUAGUAGCAUAACAGAUGAUGAGGAUGAUGUUGAAGAUGAUGAUGAGGAUGGGGAAGAUGAGGAAGGGAAUAACAACUCUAAUGAGAAUGGUAGCGUAAGCAGAGGAAGUGAUAGUUAUAAUUGUGGUUCUCUUCAAACUGAUCAGGUGCGGGUACUUUGGAUGGAUGACACUGAGCCAGUUCAAAAUAUCAAUGAUGUAACAGUUAUUGAUCGGGGAUUCUUACAUGGGGAUUAUGUUGCUGCUGCUUCAGAGCCGACCGGGCAAGUGGGUGUCGUGGUGGAUGUCAAUCUCUCGGUUGAUUUGUUAGCUCCUGAUGGAUCUACUGUAAAAGAUAUCUCAUCCAGAAACUUGCAACGUGUGAGGGAUUUCACUGUGGGUGAUUAUGUUGUACUUGGUCCUUGGCUGGGUAGAAUUAAUGAUGUGUAUGACAAUGUGACUGUUUUGUUUGAUGAUGGUUCCUUGUGUAAAGUUAUGAGGGCUGAGCCACUGCGCCUCAGACCAACUCCGAAAACUACCAUUGAAGAUGAUGGGCAUUUUCCUUACUACCCUGGACAGCGUGUAAGGGCUGCCUCCUCAUCGGUUUUCAAGAAUUCUAGGUGGUUAUCUGGCUUGUGGAAAGCUAAUCGUUUGGAAGGUACUGUAACUAAAGUUACAGCUGGAUCCGUAUUUAUUUAUUGGAUAGCAUCUGCUGGCUAUGGACCUGAUUCUUCUACUCCCCCAGCUGAAGAACAGAGCCCAAAGAACCUAAAACUGUUGUCUUGUUUUGCUCAUGCAAAUUGGCAAGUAGGUGAUUGGUGUCUUCUUCCAUCAUUGGCAAAAACAUCCCCCAUUCCUUUAGACAAGGGCUUGUCAAGAUUACAACUUAAUGAUUCUGUCAAAAGUGAUUUAGAUCCUGAUCAACUGGUCAGCAGGUGUGACUCAGAAGAAAUUGCAGUGGAGGAUUCAAAUGAGAAUGAUGAAUCCAUGGACCUUGAUCCCAUAACUGCACCUGAUGAAAACAGUGAAACUAUUGCAAGUAGAGCCUCUCCUGAAUCUAGCUCUUGCAAUCGUUCAUUGUCAGUUUCAAAGGAUACUGGCCAUGAACCUUGGCCUGUUCAUCGAAAAAAGAUUCGUAAGAUUGUAAUUAAGAGAGACAAGAAGGCUCGAAAGAAAGAGGAAAAUUUUGAAAAAGCUCUAUUGAUUGUCAAUACCAGGACGAGGGUUGAUGUGGUGUGGCAGGACGGAACCAUAGAACGUGGGCUAGGUUCGACAACUUUGAUCCCAAUUGAUAGUCCUGGUGAUCAUGAAUUUGUUCCAGAACAGUAUGUGGUAGAGAAGGCAGCUGAUGAUGGUGAUGAUACUUGUGAAGCUAGGCGUGUUGGGGUUGUAAAAACGGUUAAUGCAAAGGAGCGGACAGCUUGUUUAAGGUGGUUGAAACCCGUUGCUAGGGCAGAAGAUCCCCGGGAGUUUGACAAGGAGGAAAUUGUAAGUGUAUAUGAGCUGGAGGGACAUACUGAUUAUGAUUAUUGUUAUGGCGAUGUAGUUGUUCGAUUGUCUCCAGUUUCAGAUUCCAUGCAACCAGCCAAUGGGGGUUCUGUUGAGGAAUCAGAGAAUCAAAUUGGACCAAAUGAGAGUAAACAGGAUGUGAAAAAACACUCAGGGUCUAAGAAAGUAGAGGAUGCAUCCGGAGAUGAGUCCUGCACGGACUUUACAGAUCUAUCUUGGGUUGGGAAUAUUACUGGCCUCAAGAAUGGUGAUAUUGAAGUUACAUGGGCUGAUGGCAUGGUUUCUAUGGUUGGACCUCAAGCAAUUUAUGUCGUUGGUCGAGAUGACGAUGAUGAGUCUAUUGCUGCUGGGAGUGAUGUAAGUGAUGAUGCUGCUAGUUGGGAAACGGUUAAUGAUGAUGAGAUGGAUGCUCUUGAGAAUACUCAAGAGGAAACUGCAUUGCAUGAUAUCACUGGCAUAUCUUCUGAGGCUGAAGAGAGCAUAGAGAAUGGUUCUGGAAGAAAUGCUGCUUUGUCUCUUCCCUUAGCUGCACUUGGGUUUGUUACCCGACUGGCCAGUGGAAUAUUCUCCCGGGGGCGAAAAAAUGUGGAUCCAGUUUGUUUGGAUGCCAGAGUUGAAAAUGAACUUCCAUCACAGGAAAUGAUUGAAAAUUCUGGGGGAAAAGAUUCUGGUAAUGAGUUGAGUUCUCAAAAAUCUGAUGUCAUUGAUAAUUGUGGUGGAGAAAACAGUCAUGGAAAACAUGAAGAUGUUGACGUGGAGGCCCCAGAAUUUUCUGAUGCUGCACAAUCUUUGAGAGAACAAUCAGAGAAGCCAGCAUGUUACAUGGAAAACUCUUUCAGUUUCAAGCGCUUUGACAUAGCUAAAGAUCCUCGGGACCAUUAUUUUCUUGGUGCAAGUGAACAGAAUAACAAUGGAAGGAAGUGGUUCAAGAAGAUUCAGCAGGAUUGGAGCAUCCUCCAGAACAACUUGCCUGAUGGGAUCUAUGUACGGGUUUAUGAAGAUCGAAUGGAUCUCUUAAGAGCUGUAAUAGUUGGGGCAUAUGGAACACCUUACCAAGAUGGCCUCUUUUUCUUUGAUUUUCAUCUCCCUCCAACAUAUCCUGAUGUUCCACCUUCUGCAUACUAUCAUUCUGGUGGUUGGAGGAUAAAUCCAAAUUUAUACGAGGAAGGCAAUGUGUGCCUUAGCCUUCUGAAUACGUGGACUGGCAGAGGAAAUGAAGUGUGGGAUUCAGCUUCAUCUAGCAUCCUUCAAGUUCUAGUUUCACUUCAGGGGUUGGUGCUAAAUUCUAAGCCAUAUUUUAAUGAAGCUGGGUAUGAUAAGCAAGUUGGAACAGCUGAGGGAGAGAAAAAUUCUUUGGCAUACAAUGAGAAUACUUUCUUGCUUAACUGCAAGACAAUGAUGUAUCUUAUGCGGAAACCCCCAAAGGUGAUGGUUACUUCCCAUUAUCCUGCUUAUCGUUUACUUUUAUCAGUUUCUGGCAAUUAUAAUAUUACAUUGAUUGUUAAUGCUUAA
Messenger RNA from Pistacia vera, 3428 nucleotides. Its product is annotated as probable ubiquitin-conjugating enzyme E2 23. The record is from RefSeq and is a predicted model, not a curated record. The transcript has 8 exons. The coding region runs from base 159 to 3428 and encodes 1089 amino acids. NCBI's taxonomy places the organism in Eukaryota, Viridiplantae, Streptophyta, Magnoliopsida, Sapindales, Anacardiaceae.